This is a messenger RNA of Danaus chrysippus (African queen), 456 nucleotides long. The record is from the annotation of a GenBank genome assembly. Lineage: Eukaryota; Metazoa; Arthropoda; Insecta; Lepidoptera; Nymphalidae.
AUGAAAAUGUUAGUAAUAUCGUUGAUUUUACCAGCCUUGAUGGUAGUAACGUCAGCUGCCCCUAGUGUGGGUCCCAUCCAAGGCCGUGCUGAUGAAUUGGCUGCGACACGCGCCUUACCGGCUUUAGAAUAUGAGGAAGUGCGCGAUAAAUAUGGACAGUUUGCACUGCGCUAUAUUACAGCGGAAGGUAUUGUAGUAUCAGAACGCGGCCGCCUGGUACCAAACCUGGAAGGUGAUGGAUAUGUCCUCAUCACCGAAGGAGAGAUCUCAUAUAUCAGUGAUGACGGUAAAACGUACGUCACAAAAUUCACAGCCGGUAUUGAUGGAAAUCAUGUUCAAGGGGACCAUCUUCCCACAACUCCGAAAUCAAUUGUUCCUGAAGCCCCAGCUGUUAAACCUGAAGAACCAGAAACCCUCAGAAUUUAUCAGAAUGUAGAGACUCCUGAAACUCUUUAG